This is a messenger RNA of Malania oleifera, 2295 nucleotides long. RefSeq lists its product as uncharacterized. The transcript is spliced from 5 exons. The coding region runs from base 266 to 1777 and encodes 503 amino acids. The record is from RefSeq and is a predicted model, not a curated record. Lineage: Eukaryota; Viridiplantae; Streptophyta; Magnoliopsida; Santalales; Ximeniaceae.
ACGCUACUGUUCAAUUCCCUUCUUCAAAAUUUAAAAAUUAAUAAAUAAAUUAAAAAAAAAAAAAAAAAAACGGAUAAACCACCAAGGAAAAAUGCCCCUUACCAGAGAGUGAUUUGCAGAAGUUACUCCACUCUUCUCCUCCAUCAAACCCUAAAAGUAUUCUCUCCCUCUCUCUCUUCGCACUUUCGCUCUCCAGCAGACAUCCAUGGAUGCCUCCGUACCGGCUACCGGUCAUGGGGAAUAGCGGAGUCGAGCCACAUUUCCAAUGGGCAAAGUCGAGGAAGAGCAGGCCCUCUCUUCAACGGUUGUUCGCUCCGAAGCGUCGGAGCAGAAUGCAGAGAGCCGAUGCGGGGUCCGCCGGUUCGUCGGGCUCAGAUGCGUCUUUGCUCUGCUAUUCUCCGUCGCUGUUUUGCUCUCCGCCGUCUUCUGGCUGCCUCCGUUUUUGCAAGACGCGGAUCAGGGGAAUCUGGAUCUGGACUCCCGCUAUCGAGAUCAUGACAUAGUAGCAAGUUUUAAAGUUGAAAAGCCAGUUUCUUUGCUGGAAGACAAUAUCUUGCAGCUCUUGAAUGAUAUAUCUGAUGAGAUAGGCGUUCUCACUACCAAAGUGGUAAUUUUAUCUCUAGAACCUUCAGUUGGAUUGAACAGAUCUGAAGUUGUGUUUGCAGUUGACCCUGAUGCAAAAUAUUCAGAAGUAUCUACGACUGCUCAAAGUUUGAUUAGGUCCUCUUUUGAAUCUCUGGUUAUAAAUCAAUCAACUCUACGGUUGACUAUGUCUUUGUUCGGGGAGCCGUUCCUUUUUGAGGUCCUAAAAUUUCCAGGAGGUUUUACUGUGAGCCCUAUACAGAGUGGAUUUCUUCUGCAGAAAGUGCAAAUCCUUUUCAAUUUUACGUUGAACUUCUCUAUCUAUCAAAUACAAGAAAAUUUCAAUGAAUUGACAAGCCAGCUGAAAUCAGGGUUACACCUAACUCCAUAUGAGAACCUUUAUAUUAGCUUGACAAAUUCCAAAGGUUCAACAGUGGCUCCCCCUACUACUGUUCAGUCAUCAGUUUUACUUGCAAUCGGGAAUACACCCUCAUUGCCAAGAUUGAAGCAAUUGGCUCAAACCAUAACAGGUUCUCAUGCAAGAAACCUUGGCCUGAAUAACACGGUAUUUGGUAGAGUUAAACAAGUUCGGCUUUCUUCUAUUCUGCAACAUUCCCUUCAUGGUGGUGAUGGCAGUGUGCCUACUCCAGCUCCUUCACCUCAUUCCCACCAUCAUCACCACCACCAUCAUCACCACCACCACCAUCAUCACCAUGAUGCCCAUCCUGCUCCUGCAAUUGCACCUGCAGUUGCCAGUGCCCCUGCAACUGAGAAAGGUUCACAUGCACCUGGAAGAAUUUCACCUUCACCUAAAAGCAGUUCUGCUCCUGAGAAUAGUAAUGAGGCAAGGCCUCCUGAUUGCCGAAAUGGGCAUAAAAGGCCUACAGGGAAGACCAAAAGGCAUCCUUUUUUAGCCCCUACUGUUGCUCCUAUGAUUUCUCCACAGCAUUCUGCGGCAUCGCCACAUCUGCAAGUAGUCACACCAUCUCCUGCUUCCCAUCCAAAACAUGUAUCAGGUCCCUUGCCUAAUGUAGUUUUUGCUCGAGUUCCACCCCCAUCAAAGAGCAAAGAUGAUGCAGAAUCACCUGACAUAAUGUCGUCAGUUCCACCGACUCCAUCUUCGUCUUGUGCAGGUCGUCUUCCCCCAUGUCAAUGGGCAUUUCCACUGUUUCUAGCUCUUCUAUUACGUCUAUAGCAACAGCAGAAAAAGCAAGAUAUUCAGCUUUCUAGAUAAAAGGCACUUCUUCUGUAUUCAAUGAAGGACUUCUUUGGAUCACUCAGCUCGAAAUGAACAAGACAAACCAGGGAGGUUUGCUGUGGGAGCUGCGCAAAAGAGCUUCCCUUGCAUCCAUCCGAGUGGAUAUAUGUUGUUUUUGUGCAUGUAUAUAUUCGAUUAAAAUUCAGUUGGCAGAUGAGUUUUCAGGUCAAAGUCACAGAGGUGGCAGGCCCUUGAUGACAUCUAUUGCCGCUGUUUCGUGUAUGAUUUCGCUUAUGCAGAAAUGUUGUAAGGAGGUAUAAAAAUUAAAACAAAAAAAAAAAAAAACCAAAAGCCAAAAAACCGAAGAAAAAAAAAACGCGAAAUGUAUCACAUAUUUUUGUUUAUCAGCUCAAGCUCACCAUGUAUUUUUUUCUUUUUUUUCUCCCCUUAGAUACCCGUUUAUUGAAUGUGCCUUUUUCAUUUCUGUUUAUUUGAUCUGCUGAAUAUUUUUAAAA